This is a messenger RNA of Puntigrus tetrazona (Sumatra barb), 1480 nucleotides long. RefSeq names its product deoxyribose-phosphate aldolase (putative) (gene dera). Gene Ontology annotation, molecular function: deoxyribose-phosphate aldolase activity. The record is from RefSeq and is a predicted model, not a curated record. Gene Ontology annotation, cellular component: cytoplasm. The transcript is spliced from 9 exons. The coding region runs from base 114 to 1070 and encodes 318 amino acids. Gene Ontology annotation, biological process: carbohydrate catabolic process; deoxyribonucleotide catabolic process. Lineage: Eukaryota; Metazoa; Chordata; Actinopteri; Cypriniformes; Cyprinidae.
GCAAUCCCGGAAGACGUAUAGUGUCUUAAAGCUGUCAGUGCGCUGCGGUACCACUUGCUUAAAUAAACCGAUUAUUUUCUAAAUUAAUUUAAUUCUGCAAUUUAUAUUUCAUCAUGUCAGCUAGAAAUCCCGGGAUGGAUCUUGAUCUUGAAUGGGUGUCGAAAGUCAGAGUCAACACUCAGGCUGUUCUUAAACGAGCUCAGCAGAUCCAGGGACGCAAAGUGGCCAAAAAACAGUGGCAGGCUGCCUGGCUGCUGAAGGCUGUCACCUGUAUCGAUCUGACGACACUUGCUGGUGACGAUACACCUUCCAAUGUCCAUCGACUCUGUAUGAAGGCCACACAGCCGAUUCGUCACGAUCUGCUGAAGAGCAUGGAUAUGCAUGACAAAGGAGUCACGACUGCAGCGGUGUGUGUGUACCCGUCACGAGUGGCUGAUGCUGUGAAGUCUCUUAAAGCAGCCAACUCUAGUCUUCCUGUCGCAUCUGUGGCCACUGGUUUCCCUGCUGGACAGACACCGUUGAAGACGCGUCUCGCUGAGGUACAGAUGGCCGUGGAGGACGGUGCUGCGGAGAUAGAUAUCGUCAUAAACCGGACUUUGGCACUCACUGGGCAGUGGACAGCUCUCUACGACGAGAUCCGGCAGUUCAGAGAGGCCUGUGGAGAUGCCCAUAUGAAGACCAUCCUGGCGGUGGGAGAGCUGGGAACCUUCACGAACGUCUACAAGGCCAGUCUGGUGUCCAUGAUGGCAGGAUCUGACUUCAUCAAAACUUCAACCGGCAAGGAGUCAGUCAAUGCCACUUACCCUGUUGCCAUAGUAAUGGUGCGGGCCAUUCGUGACUACUAUUUAAGGACAGGCUAUAAGGUGGGUUUCAAGCCCGCGGGAGGCAUCCGUACAGCACAAGAGUCCCUGGUGUGGCUGACCCUGAUGAAGGAAGAGCUCGGAGACGAGUGGCUCAAUCCUCACCUUUUCCGGCUGGGAGCGAGUAGCCUGUUAGCUGACAUCGAACGGCAGAUUUACCACUACGUGACCGGACGCUAUCCUGCAUAUCAUGAACUUCCUAUGGCCUGAAUUUGUGAAAAACCGGGAGUUUUGAGCCAAUGAAAACUUCAGAUCAGCCAGUGAUGUAAUGGAAAGACGUCACACCUGUCUUUUUAUAUUGAGGUCAAUUAUAAAGAAAAGUCAUAUGGCAUAGUUCACCCAAAAAUCUGUCACUAAUCUAAGAGGUGACCGCAGCCAUCGACUUCCAUAGUAUUCUGUCUAUUUUUGGGUAAACUAUUCCUUUAAAUUCCAAGUCCAGUAUCUAUCAUAAACUAAGAAUAUAUUUUAUUCUAAUGUAAAAAAAAAAAAAAAAAACUUGAGAUAUGAACGUCUGUUGCAAGUUAUCUUGUAUAAUAAUUCAAACCCAAGAACAUUUCUGAAUUUCUGGAUGGCAUGGUGCAACCUGAACCAUCAGAAGUAAAAGUGCUCCGUUUACGUCA